Molecule: messenger RNA, 5375 nt
Organism: Carcharodon carcharias (great white shark)
Lineage: Eukaryota; Metazoa; Chordata; Chondrichthyes; Lamniformes; Lamnidae
Product: zinc finger protein 2 homolog
Exons: 5
Coding region: 322-2439 (705 amino acids)
Biological process (GO): regulation of transcription by RNA polymerase II
Molecular function (GO): RNA polymerase II cis-regulatory region sequence-specific DNA binding; DNA-binding transcription factor activity
Source: RefSeq, a predicted model, not a curated record
CAGUGCAGACACGAUGGGCCGAAUGGCCUUCUGCAUCAUAACAAUUCUGUGAUUCUGUUUGAAUGUGGAAGGAGAAAUGUUUGUCUGUUUUGACUGUGGGAAAAGAUUUCAAACAUCAGUGUAACUGGAAAAGCACUGAGACAUUCACACACCCGAGUAGGAAUGUUCCAGUGAACUGACUGUGGAAAGAGCUUUAACCAAGUACACAGUCUGAAAACACAUCGCAUUGUUCACAGCGGAGACAAACUAUCCAUGUGUUCUGUAUGUGGACGAGGCAUCAACUGAUCAUCCAACCUGGAGGGAGACAAGGACACCCACCCCAUGGAGAAUCCGUGGAAUUGUGGGGACCGUGGGAUGGGAGUCUUUUCCCCGUUUGAGCUGGGAACUGAUCAACGCAGUCAGACUGCGGAGAGACCAUUCACCCAGUCCAUGUGUGGGAAUGGACCUACUCAGUUAUCCAGUGCAUUGACAGACCAGCAAGUUCACACUGGGGAGAGGCCGUUCAGGUGUUCUGUGUGUAGGAAGGAAUUUGCUGAAUCAUCUGACCUACUGGUACAUGAGAAAGUUCACACUGAGGAGAGGCCAUUCACCUGCUCUGUGUGUGGGAAAGGAUUCACUCAGUCAUCCCACCUCACUGAACAUCAACUUAUACACGGUGAUCAGAAACCUUUUAAAUGUUCUGACUGUGAGAAGAGCUUUAAAAGCAAGAAGUAUCUGCGAGUACACCAGCGAGUUCACACAGGGGAGAGACUGUUCACCUGCUCUGACUGCGGGAAGGAAUUCGUUCAGUCACACCACCUUCUGAGGCACCAGCGAGUUCACACAGGGGAGAGGCCGUUCACCUGCUCUGACUGCGGGAAAGGAUUCAUUCAUUCACACAACCUUCUGACACACCAGCGAGUUCACACUGGGGAGAGGCCGUACACCUGCUCUGACUGUGGGAACGGAUUCGCUCAGUUAUCCCACCUUCUGACGCAUCAGCGAGUUCACGCUGGGGAGAGGCCAUUUAUCUGCUCCGAGUGUGGGAAGGGAUUCACUCAGUCACACCACCUUCUGACACACCAGCGAGUUCAUACUGGGGAGAAGCCAUUUAUCUGCUCCGAGUGUGGGAAGGGAUUCACUCAGUCAUCCAACCUUCUGACUCACCAGCAAGUUCACACUGGGGAGAGGCCAUUCACCUGCUUUGAGUGUGGUAAGGGAUUCACUCUGUCAUACCAGCUUCUGAUGCACCAGCGAGUUCACGCUGGAGAGAGGCCGUUCACCUGCUCCGUGUGUGGGAAGGGAUUCACACAGUCAUCGAACCUGCUGAUACACCAGCGAGUUCACACUGGCGAGAGGCCAUUCACCUGCUCUGUGUGUGGGAAGAGAUUCACUCAGUCAUCCCACCUACUGAAGCACCAGCAGGUUCAUACUGGGGUGAGGCCAUUCACCUGCUCCAAGUGUGGGAAGGGAUUCACUCGGUUAUCCCACCUGCUGAGACACCAGCUAGUUCACACUGGAGAGAGGCCAUUCAUCUGCUCUGUAUGUGGGAAGGGGUUCACACAGUCAUCCAACCUGCUGUUACACCAGCGAACACCAGAUAAUCAAGCUCACAACAACAGAUUGUCUUUUCCUGACUUUAUUAACAGCUCUGCAAUCAUACAGAGUAAUUCCUUAUAUGAAUCUGCAGCAUUUUGCAAUUCUUUAAUUAAAGAUGCUGAGAAUGUGGAACUCGUUACCAAAAGGAUUUCAGAUUCCCUUCUGAUCCGGAAACUCAUUGCUCCAGAUCCAGGUGUGAAGCUGGAGCUCUGGGAUUGUGGAAAUCCGGGCCUCCACGCUGAACAAGAGAGAGAUAAACACACUGGCAUCAUGGAGAAACCAUGGAAAUGCGAAGACUGUGGCAAAGGAUUCAAUUCUUCAUCCCGGUUGGAAAUCCAUCGACGCAUUCACACUGGGGAGAGGCCGUUCAGCUGUUCCGUGUGUGGGAAGGGAUUCACUCGGUCAUCUGGCCUUCGGUCACACCAGCGAGUUCACACCGAGAAGAAGCCAUUCAGUUGCACAACCUGUGGCGAGAGGUUCAAGUCUUCAUCCAUCCUCACUGAACACCAGCGAAUUCACACGGGUGGGAGACCAUUCACUUGUUUCGUGUGUGGAAAGGGAUUCACUGAGGUAUUUGCCCUCCAGUCACACCACCGAAUGCACACGAAGGAGAAUCCAUUCAGCUGUACUUCCUGUGGAAAGAGCUUCCGGCAGUCAACCGACCUCCUUGAACACCAACGCACUCACACUGGGGCGAAGCCGUUCACCUGCUCCAUGUGCGGGAAGGGAUUCUCUUGGUCUUCCCAACUGCUGACACAUCAGCGAGUUCACACCGGGGACAGACCGUUCACCUGCUCCUUGUGUGGGGCGGGAUUCACUCAGUCACAACACCUGUUGAGACACGAGCGGGUUCACAAGUGACUGCAGUGAUUGGAUUCUGCUGUUAUUGCUGCUGUUAAUCACACCCAGGACUGAUAAUCUGACAAUAUUUGGGUUGUUUCUGCUGAUGUUAACAACCCUAUAACUGACUGCAGUUUAAUAUUCUGGAGAUGUCACAAUAUCUCUUUUUAAAAGUGCCAUGUACAAUCUUUCUGCUUAAUUCAAGAAUUCUCACCAGGAAUUAGUUUGCAAUAAAAUCAGGAACUUUUACUUGAGUCCUAAAUUGAUUGUUGAUGCGAAAUCUACAAUUCUGCGUCUGAGAGAUUCUACUGAUUACCAUCACCAAUUAGAAAGUGCUGAUUAAUCCUUGCUUACAAUUCUUACCGAUUGCCACAUUCGUCAUAGCGAUGCCUCCUUUUUGAAAUUAAAUUUUAAAGGAACGUGAAACAGAAUAGUAAAAUAUUUUACAGGCACAUCAAUAAAAGCUUCAUCGAUCAACAUUGAUAUUGAUGAAGCUUGGAAGUCGCUGAGUUCAAUCAUUUCUGACACAGCAGCAGCAACAUUUGAUAAAGGUGGAACCCACAUCAAAGACUAGUUUGAGAACUAAUCAGCAGAGGUGACAACUGCCAUUGAAGCAAAAAGCAAAGUCCACCUGAUGCACAACAUAAACCCAACAGUUAGAGCACUGCAUAACUUGAACGUAGCCAAGAUGGUUGUGCAAAAGAGAGGGAGAUACUGUGUAAAUAAACACUGGAUCAGCCUACAGCAAGAAAUCCAAACUGCCUGUGGAAUCUCUAUGCUAUGUAUGAUGGGAUCAAGAGGGCGUUUGGGGUUGACUCCAUGAAAUUGGCAGAUGGUGAAGUACUCACUGACAGAAGUCCUGUGAGUUGAGCACUAUCGUGAGCUGUACUCCCAUGAGACAGACACCCAGUCUCUGUUUGACUCUCUUCAGCAGCUUCUUGUCAUGGGCGAGUUGGAUGCGAAACCCCUCAUCAGUUGAACUCGAAAAGUCCAUUGAUUGUUUAGGAAGCAGAAAGGCUCCUGGCUAGGAUGGAAUUCCAGCUGAACUGCUCAAGCACGGAAAGUCCCAUCUGCCACACCUUCAUGACCUCAAUUCCACAGGACAUGCAUGAUUCAAAAGACAGCAUAUUAUGUAAAAACAAUUAUGGCGAAAAAAAUUGCAACAACUACAGGGCCAUCUCACUCCUCAGCAUCACAGGGAUGACCUUCGCUGGGGUCAUGCUUAAAAGACUUUAUCUACUUGCAGACUGAGUGUAUCCAGAAGCACAGUGCGGUUUCUGUGCUGGCAGAUCUACAGUGAAGAUGAUCUUCUCCAUAUGCCAGUUACAAGAGAAAGUUCAUCUGGUAUUUAAUCUAAAAUGCUGCCAGCUUCUGUGCUGAGACAAGUGAAAUGUUAUAAAUACUGUGUGAAAGUAAACCUUUAAGUAUGAAUUACAAUUGACUUGUAGAAUUGUCAAAGGCACCGAAAAAUUGGAUUCCCCAAAGAUCAGCUUCAGCCUUGAAGUUAUGUUUCAGAGAUCACAAGUUGUGGGAAGCUCCAUCCUCUUUAACUCUUUGAUCGAAGGAGGUUGAAGUUUACCUGUGAAAGCUGAUUUUGUUUGUUUUAUUUUUCUUCAGUUUUAUUAGUCAUUUGGAAAGGUGCCUGAAGGAGAAUGAAAAAAAAGUAAUAUGGGGCAAAGCUGAAAAAAAAACAGAAUUGGAAACGCAAAGUUUAAGAUGGUAUUUGGUUCGUCUUUGACCUGAAAGGAAAAGUUCCGUAGAGUCAACAUAAUUGUGCACAAUUUGAGAAUGUUUGCUCCAACCCCUUUGAAAACAAGCAGAGGAGUUAACCCUCUCCACUGACAACAUGGUGACGGAUUGAACUAAAGACUUUGCCUUUUAAAGAUUUGGUUUCAUGCCAAUUGUCAUCUUUCAAGACAAAGUGCUUGAGGAGGAGAGAUAUGGGAGUUAUCUCCAAACUAAUUGCAAAUACUUGUGUCUCUGCUCUACAAAUAGUAUAUUAUGUGAAUAUUGAAUUGGACAGUAAAGUUUCUCCAGGGCUUCCGAAUGAGAUAGAAUGGUAAUUAAUGGGAUGUCCCAGCUAGAAUAAAAGAUAAAGAAAAUCACAACACCAAAUGGGAAUUGGAAUAACUCACCCUGGGUAUAGUUCAAUAGAAUAGAUCAAUCUGGUAUCCAUAUCCAUUCUAGUGAAAGUCAGGAACAUGUAAACGAGACUCGUAAAUUGAUAGCUUUCUCUCGGAGAUACUUGUAUUCUUCCCUUUGAACUUUUUUAAAAACCUGAAUUUGAUAGUCUGGCUACUACCUGAGGUAUUGGAACUUGCAGGGGGGAGUUAAAUCAAGAUCUUCAGACAGAGGGCCCCCGCCAACUCUUUUCUCCACCACCCCCGCCCCCCCCCAUCUUUUGGCAGGAUUACCUGAAAGCCCAAGAGUGACUUGUGUCAGGUGGUCCAUGGGGCAUGAUACUGAGAUACCGCUGUGAGUGUGCAGAUGUGAUAUGUUAUUGUGGUGUAAUAAACAUGCAGAAAUGCACGGUGAACCUGCACUGAAGACUAAGACCCCAGACAUGCUCAGCUGCUCAAACAGGACAACAUGAAGUGAAUCAUGUGGUCAGUAUGAGGCAACAUUUUAAAUCAUCAACAUAUUGACACAUAGUCCAUGGAGAAACUGACCUUAAACAAUCCAGACAGAAUUAAACGCACAGGUAUCUAUCAGAGGGAGUAAAAUUAAAGUGAAUAUGCAUUUAGAAAAUAUCCACAAGGUGGAUGGCAGGUGAACAGAGAGCUGGAGAAUCUUUAAAGUCCAUGCAUGAACUUUUGUUUGAACCAUAUGUAUUUAUGAAAUGCCAAUGUGGUUUUGUGAAAGGGAAAUCGUGUUUGACAAAUUAGAUAGAGUUCUUUAAGGAUAUAACAAGCAGAGUUGUGAAAGGGAGACUGAUGUACGUAGUGCAUUUGGAUUUC